CUAAUUUCGCGGUAAUAUUUUUGUAAAUACUGUUAAAUGCGUCUAUAAGAUCGAAUCAAUAAAUAAAUUUACAUAAUUUAAGUAAACUAUCGUAAUUCCUGACAUAAAAUUUACUUUGUAUUUGUGAACGCAGUGAACUACUUGGUUUAUUUUGGAACGCUUUCAAACCGAUGUUUCGCUGUAUCGAAGUGCUGACGUUGAAAAUCGAAAUCGAGGUGAUCGACGAUGAUUUUGGUUAAAAUUUUUUGAUGUACGAUUUAAUUUAGUUGGUUUAUUAUAUACGAAAUAUCUGUAUACUUUAAUCAUUGAUAUCAAAACAUAACAAUGCAUACAGUUUUUACACGCGGCAAUGCUAUUCUAGCAUAUACUUUGAGUGUUUCGGCGUGUUUAACAUUUUGUUGUUUUCUUUCUACUGUAUUUAUUGAUUACAGAGCAAAUGCAACUUUAAAUACUGUAAAAGUAGUCGUGUAGUAUUAUGGGAUAAAAUAGUACUUCGUGGGGAUAAAACAGUAUUUAAUUUUAAAAACAUGAACACAAAAUAUUAUUUCUGGGAUGAUGGCAAUGGUUUAAGGGGUAACAAGAAUGUAACAUUAACAUUGUCGUGGAAUAUUAUUCCAAAUGCUGGACUUUUACCAAGUGUUAAUGCCUUUGGCUCGCAUACUUUCACAUUUCCAUCUGAAUAUACCUCAUUACCAUCAUCAUUAUUAUCAUCUUCAUCUUCAUUAUCAUUAUCAUUAUCAUUAUCAUUAUCAUCAUCUUCAUCUUCAUCUUCAUCUUCAUCUUCAUCUUCAUCUUCUCCAUCUUCAUCUUCAUCUUCAUCUUCCUGAUGAGAAGUAUAAUUUUCAGAAACAUAGUCUUGCGACUGAUUUCCUAUAA
Heterotrigona itama is the source of this 876-nucleotide messenger RNA. The record is from the annotation of a GenBank genome assembly. NCBI's taxonomy places the organism in Eukaryota, Metazoa, Arthropoda, Insecta, Hymenoptera, Apidae.